UCGCAAAAUCGCCCACUGACGAUAUAAAACCAUGAUCAAAUAUAUUACAGAUACAGUUAGCACUUAGCUUCACAAUAAGUGCGCUUAAAACAAACCACAAAGAUAGACAUCUGUACUCUCGCGUUAUUCCCUGACAGCCUCUUUGACAGGCAAAUUUGUCUGCUCUCAUCACAACAUCAUCAGUAGGGCGUUUCAAGCAACGAUUAGAAACAGUGGCUGACUACUUUAUCUUGGAAUCGAGCAAGAUUAAACGGGACAACAGUUCAGUUCAUUUUUCGGGCAGAUGACAUGACAUUUUGAUUUGGUAAAAAUGAACAAACCCAAAAUGGCCACAGAGAAAGGUGUUCCCAGUAACUCCAGGGUGCUGAUGCUCCUGGCCCAACUGGAGAGGAUGAAUGGGGAGGCCAUGAUGAGGGAUGUUGAAAUGGCAAGACAGGUUACGACAAAGAUCCUUCAUCUCAUACAGACGCAGGAGAAGAGCGGGAAAGAGGUCAUGUCCAAAGGUUCCAGUGGAAUGGAGGUCAUCUUGGCUUCACUGGAGAGCUCCAGGGAUGUCCAGACUUCCCUCAACAUAUUGUAUAUCCUUAUUGAGCUUCUGACUGUGGGCAGAGGCCGCAGAGUGGGAGUGUUUGUGUCUAAAGGAGGAACAGGAAUAUUAUUCCAGGUCUUAAUCUUUGCCAGUAAAGAGCUGCCUCCCAGUGAAGAACUCAUGCUGCAACUUCAUUCGCUGCUGGCCAAGGUUGGCCUGAAAGACAGAAAGUUUGGAGUGAAGGCACGUUUGAGUGGAGCUCUGAAUGUCACCACCAACCUUAUGAAACAGAAUCUACAGAAUACCAAACUCCUUCUGCCCUGCCUGCAGGUUCUCAGGAUUUACUCUGCCAACUCUGUGAAUGCCAUUUCAUUGGGCAAGAAUGGAGUGGUAGAACUUAUGUUCAAGAUUAUCGGACCAUACAGCAAGAAGAACACCAGCCUGUAUAAGGUAGCUCUGGACGCACUGGGAGCUCUGCUCAAAUCCAAAACUAAUGCUCGUCGUGCAGUGGAUGGGGGCCAUGUGACCGUCUUGCUUGCUCUGUAUCUGGAUUGGCAUCGCAAUGACUCGCGCCAUCGUCAUAUGCUGAUUCGUAAAGGUCUGCUGGUCUGCCUUAGGAACAUUACUAACAUCAAACUUGGUAGGAAGGCAUUCCUAGAGGCUGAUGGCAUGAGGAUCCUCUACAACUCAUCCACUGAAUGUCUCCCUGUACGAACUUUGGAUCCUCUGGUCAACACUUCAAGUCUCAUCAUGAGAAAAUGUUUUCCUAAGAACCGCAUGCCUCUGCCUACCAUCAAGUCAGCUUUCCACUACCAGCUGCCUCAUGUACCUGCUGGAGGGCCUGUGGCCCACCUGUACAACCAGCCUCCUGGAGUGGAUGAUGUGGUGGAUGAAAGCGACGAUAAUGAAGAGGCAGAUACAGAUACUGAGAAUGACGAAGACGAAAAGGAUCAGGGCAUUCUGAAUGAUGACAUAGAAACGGACCUUAACAAGCUACAUCCCAAAAGGAGCCUUAGCCGAACGUACGAGGAGUUGAAAGUCUACAGGAGAUUCUUCUUAGAGUUAUCUGAAGACUUUCAGGGGUAUAACUUUGACUGUUCAAAGACUACCUCUACCACAUCUUCAUCAACACCCUUCUCCUCAUUAUCAGCAUCAACUCAAUCCUCUCGGCCAAUCGUAGUGCCCACAGCUGCAGCCCUGUCCCCAAAACCUAUCCCCAUACCAACCUCUCAGGAGGGUUACAACUCUAUUAAAGGACAUUGCACUCAACCAUCUCCCUCUGCCCCCACCCCUACCCACACUGCUCCCCUAACACCCCUAGAGCUGGACACAAUCCACCUCAGCAAGGACAAAGAUAAAAAACAGGAUGUCAACGUUGCUACUCCAGAUGGACACAGCAACUUGUCCUCUUUCAGCAGAUCUCUGCCUCACGGGCAGAUGAUAGAACAGGAGCUAAUGCAUCCAUUGGAGUGUGUUUCUCUGAAGGACAGCAGGGACCUGAACGCAGAAGAAGGAUCAGAGGGUGUCAAACAAGAAGAAUCUCCAGUCAACACUACUCGGCACAUACAUUCCCCUUUACUCUUGGGGGGUAUCCCUUCACGCCGUGUGGGAGGAGGAGGCAGUAACUUGGGUUCAGACUGUGGCUCGGAGGGUGCCGAGGAUGAAGGGGGAGAAGGUGCCGUUCUGGAGGUGCCAGACACAGCCCUCCUCCUCCCACUGCAUGACCCUGACCUUUAUGUGGAGAUGGUGAAGGGGACACGCUCUGUUCCACAGUACGCUGAAGUGGCCUAUCCAGAUUACUUUGGCCAUGUGGCACCAACAUUCAAAGAACCUCUUCUGGAGAGACUUUAUGGGGUACAAAGGUCCAAGAUAUUCCAGGACAUUGAGAGGUUGAUUCAUCCUAAUGAUAUCCUUGAUAAAGUAGUUUAUGACUUGGACAUUUCCAGUAAUCCCUUGAUUGAAGACAAUGGUGAAUCUCUGAGGUUCAACUCUCAGUUUGAGUCCGGCAACCUCAGGAAGGCAAUUCAAGUUAGGAAACAUGAAUAUGACCUUGUGCUAAAUUCAGAUAUAAACAGCAAUCACUACCAUCAGUGGUUUUACUUUGAGGUGAGCGGCAUGCGUGUUGGGACUACCUACCGCUUUAACAUCAUCAACUGUGAGAAGUCAAACAGCCAGUUUAAUUAUGGGAUGCAGGUGCUGAUGUACUCUGUGCAGGAGGCCAUCAGUGGCAGGCCUUGCUGGGUUAGAACUGGAACAGACAUCUGCUACUAUAAGAAUCACUUUGCAAGGAGUUCCAUUGCAGCUGGUGGACAAAAAGGAAAGUCCUAUUAUACACUGACUUUCAGCUCUAGCUUCAGCCACAAGGAUGAUGUCUGCUACUUUGCCUAUCAUUACCCAUAUACAUUCUCAACACUUAAGAUGCACCUUUCCAAACUAGAGGAUUUGAGGACCCCUCAGAUCUACCUGAGGGAGGACGUACUGUGUGAAACCCUUGGUGGGAACAGCUGCCCUCUUCUUACCAUCACUGCCAUGCCUGAGUCCAACUCCAAUGAUCACAUCUGUCAGUUUAGGAAUCGUCCAUUGAUCUUCUUGUCAGCCAGAGUGCACCCUGGAGAGACUAAUGCCAGCUGGGUAAUGAAGGGCACGCUGGAAUUUCUGAUGGGUACCAGCCCACUGGCAGUCAGCCUGAGAGAGGCCUUCAUCUUCAAGAUAGUUCCCAUGCUCAACCCUGAUGGAGUUGUAAAUGGAAAUCAUCGUUGUUCUCUGAGUGGAGAGGAUUUGAAUCGCCAGUGGCAGAACCCCAAUCCUGAGCUCCACCCCACCAUCUACCAUACUAAGAGCCUGCUGCAGUAUCUUGUACACAUACAAAAGGCACCACUGGUGUUCUGUGAUUACCACGGCCAUUCCAGGAAAAAGAACGUGUUCAUGUAUGGCUGCAGCGUGAAGGAGACAGUCUGGCAGACUGAUAUCACUGCAUCUUCAAGCGACUUACAGGAGGACCUUGGAUACAGGACGCUUCCUAAGAUCCUGUCCCAGAUUGCUCCAGCCUUCAGCAUGGCUAGUUGCAGCUUUGUUGUGGAGCGCUCCAAAGAAGCAACUGCCCGUGUUGUUGUAUGGAGAGAGAUUGGAGUGCAGCGCAGCUAUACUAUGGAGAGUACACUCUGUGGCUGUGACCAAGGCAAAUAUAAGGGUCUUCAAAUAGGCACCAGAGAGCUGGAGGAGAUGGGAGCUCAGUUCUGUAUGGCUCUGCUGAGACUGAAGAGGCUGACGGGACUCCGUAAUCACCAGAAUCUGCUGGAUUUGGAGAGCGAUAUCAUUGGGACGCAUACGAAAGCAGUCAGCAGCUGCUCAACUACCUAUGUGUUGGAAGAGGACGAGCCAUCCUUUCUGGAGGCGAUAGACUACAGCGCAGAAAGCGAUGAGGAUGCAGAGGCUGAAAACGAGCUGGCUGGCGAAGUUAACGAGAAUCAGGAUCAGCUGUCGGACUCUGAAACUAAUCACAGAGACCAGUGCUGAGAUGUUCAUCACCACUUUACUUGGCAGUUUUAAUGGAAAGUGAAAGACUGUCUUUGGCUUCUCACUUUUUUUUGGUGAAUAUUGCUUAGUGGCACACCUUAGAUAGAUUCAUGUUUCAGCCCAACAUACCUGAUGCAUUGCUGAAGGUGCACACCCCACCUGCCUUUCUAUUAAGAUACACUUGUAUAAGCAACAGUAAGUUUAAGGAUGGAUCUCAAUGAAUGUCUUCACUUUUUAGCACCAUAUUAUAGCCUUCAUAAACCUCAGACACCAUACAGCCUCUGAGAUUCACAUGUAAAUAAAUCAAGCUGCAAACAGCAGGUACCACCCAUGCUUAACUUAAACACUUGCCCAAAUAGCCGUGGGCUCUGUAGUUUCUUUUUAAACCCCUCUCACUUAUGACAGUGAUUGAUUAAAAAAAAUGCCUCUGAGUAGCAGAGGAAAGCUAUAUCUCCUGCUCUAACCAGAUCAGAGAGAAAUCUGCUUUAUCUAAUAUCACAUCAUCUAUUUAUCUAGAUUGUCCCAGAACAACAAAAAUCUCAUAUGCAACUACACCUAGGCAGACUUGCCACCUUUUCUCACCUGUAACCUCUCCCCCCCCUAGACCACAGUGCAUACACUCAUGUGCUGUUUGCCUUCCUCUUUCCAAACCUAUAUCACAUGAAUGUUCAUGUCUUCACGAAGACAGACCUUGUAUACUAGAUAAAUGCAGAUGUAAACACCACAGGUGUAGUUGGUCUUUCUUGGUCACGUACAGGUGUUAGACAUUUAGAUGGAAUGUAAGCUAUUCACAUGUACUGUCAGUGUUGCUGUUGUUUUAAUAAUAGAUGGUAUUCUAAAGCAGUAACGAGCAAGCAUGAGCCGCAGUGAUCAGAAAACCUUUUUUUGCACUUAAAGAGUAGACGUGAAACAAAGACAAGCAAACUGAAUGAGCGUUUACUCACUUUACACAUCACAAUUACUCACAUCUGAAGUUCUCAGAGCUCAGCCCAAAGCUGAUGGUCACACUGCUGUGAUGGUUAUAAAAGAAUAUACUGGAAUUUGCCUCCUUUUUAUUUUUUCUCCUGUUUGUACAUUUUGUGGAUUUGCUGCCGAGAGUCCCAUGCAGAAAACAGAUGGUGCUGUGUAUCAAGAGUGUGAAAUAGUUUUUUUUUUUUUUUUUUUUACUUCAUGGAAAUGUGCUUCUUUUGCAUUUUUACAGAUGGCGCAUGGCUGGCUUUUUUCUUUUUUGUAAUUUAUUAAGUUUCUAGAAUGCAUCCUGUGUGUUUGUAUAUAAGUAUUUUUCAUUGUGUGAGUGCAAAUAUAUGUGUGCAGGAGAGUUAUUCCAUUAUUCAGCUCAGCUAAUGCUCUUAAAGUGUGUUUCUUCUUUCAAUUUGAUUAUCCACUUUCACUCUCCUUUACUCCUUCCAAUCAUUUUCUUUUUUUCCCAUCUAAACCUUUUUCACUCUUCUUCUUCUUUGUUCUUUUUUUUUUUUUUUGCUCUAUGUCUUUUCAUAUUUUGCUCUUGAGCAUCUUACAAACAUUGGGAGUAUGUGUGUACCUGCGAAUGUGAGCUCAUGUUACAUUAGAGUCGUGUGUGUGUGCUAAUAUAUUUAUGUUUGAAGCUGUUUAUGUUGACACAGUUGUUGGCUAUUUUGCUUUAUUUCUUUUGUAGUAAACAGUCAAAGGUAGCAGUUGCUUUUAAGUUAAAUGUGUGAGAGAAAGUUGAAGUUAAGAGUGAAAGCAUGGGAAAUAAACCCUGAACACAAAA
Messenger RNA from Melanotaenia boesemani (Boeseman's rainbowfish), 5795 nucleotides. RefSeq names its product ATP/GTP binding carboxypeptidase 1 (gene agtpbp1). The coding region runs from base 311 to 4045 and encodes 1244 amino acids. The transcript is spliced from 26 exons. Gene Ontology annotation, biological process: proteolysis; C-terminal protein deglutamylation; protein side chain deglutamylation. Gene Ontology annotation, molecular function: metallocarboxypeptidase activity; zinc ion binding. Lineage: Eukaryota; Metazoa; Chordata; Actinopteri; Atheriniformes; Melanotaeniidae. The record is from RefSeq and is a predicted model, not a curated record.